Molecule: messenger RNA, 826 nt
Organism: Cynara cardunculus var. scolymus (artichoke)
Lineage: Eukaryota; Viridiplantae; Streptophyta; Magnoliopsida; Asterales; Asteraceae
Product: sirohydrochlorin ferrochelatase, chloroplastic
Exons: 6
Molecular function (GO): lyase activity
Source: RefSeq, a predicted model, not a curated record
CUCACUCACGGUCACGGAACUCACUCCGUCGGCGUCUGCCUCUCUCCCUCUCCUUCUCUCGACUAUCGACUUCGACGACUUGUGAGUCUUAUAACAAAUAAAACUGGAAGAGGAGGAAACAGUAGCUGUACAGUGCCAGGGUUUGCACGAUCACGCGAUUGCGCCCGAAAUGCUCAAUGUUUACAUAUAAGGUCUUGUUUGGCCAAUGGAAAUGGUGGUGUUAAACAGGAGACUCAUGGCAUCGGAAAAAGAGAUGGGGUGAUAAUUGUUGAUCAUGGGUCGCGUCGAAAAGAGUCCAAUCUUAUGCUAAAUGAGUUUGUGGCAAUGUUUGCAGAGAAAACUGGGCACUCAAUUGUAGAGCCUGCUCAUAUGGAGCUGGCCAAACCAUCAAUACAAGAUGCUUUUCAUUCCUGUGUCCAACAAGGUGCAAAUCGUGUAAUUAUAAGCCCUUUUUUCCUCUUCCCAGGGCGACACUGGCACCAGGACAUCCCAUCCUUAAGUGCUGAAGCUGCAAAAGACUUUCCGGGCGUGUCAUAUAUGAUAACUGCUCCUCUCGGACUACAUCCACUUCUUGUGGAUGUAGUGGAUGACAGAAUUAAACAUUGCUUAAGCCAUGUUGCUGGAGAUGCGGACGAGUGUGCAGUUUGUGCAGGAACAGGAAAAUGUCAUCUUUAUUGAUUUAUUUAGCUGUCGGUACUAUGAAAAUGUUACAGUGAAAAAUUGUAAACCUCUACAAAAAGUUUCGGGUAGAUUAAAAUGUUCAUUUACAUCAUCACUCAAUAAUCUCCGAUGGCAUCAAAGUAAAUAGAAGGUUCAUUAUGAUUCC